AUGGGUAACCAUUCGAGUGGAUUCAAUAAGACAUUUGUCACGAACCAGAGCCACAAUAAUAAGGACUCUAAAAGACCGCAUUCAGUGCUCGGCAUCAGCGCUGAGGACAACAGUCGAUGUAAUUUCAAGGGACCCGUACUUCGCUCCCAUACCCAUCACAACGAGAAUCACAAAAUGCAUAAAUACACGAGACCUCCGGGGAUGCAAUUACCACCCCUUCCGCGAUCCCAUUCCUUCCAUCAGGUCUUAAGGCCCACAGAAAAUGGACAGAUAUUGGCCGCCAAAGGCACCAUCAGGGGACUCGAGUUCAGUAAACCGCUGACAAACGCCACGAAGAGUCCGAUCGCUGACGAACUCAAAGCUAUACUGAACUCCAGGCGCUGCAAAAGUGAGACCGAUUUAGCCGCAGAUAAUGGCAGUAGUCAUGACAGCAAUCAAUCAGAGGGUAGUAAUUAUGAGGACAACAAUAAGCGAAAGGAAUUCAAUGGCAUCCGAAAGAGUAGCGCUAGUAAUGGGGUGGCGGCUAAGAUACACCGCGCAAAGUAUAGGGCACCUCCACCUCCCCAACACCUGUCCGGCUCCACGCAAGACCUGUCCGCCACCAACACCUCUCACAGCAAUUUGUUGUCAUCGCUGGACAGCAGUUCCAGUAAUAUGACCGACAGUCACAAGAAGAGUGCCGGCAAACAGUUUGUGGCCACCAGUGGCACCGCCAGUGCCAGCAGCGCCGGUAGCAGUGGCAACAGUGCUCACAAUAAUUUAGACGUUCAUAACAAUGGUUUGACCAGAAAAUUGAGCCAAAAGUCUUAUAAUAAUCACAUCUCUAGUGAUGAGUCGUCGAGAUAUCUGAUUAUACCGCGACUCAAACUAUCGCAGCAACAGCUCCAACACCAGUCCUCCACCGGCCAUAAAGAUCCGGGUAAUGGUAGUGCCGGUAGUGGUGGCAAUCAUACUAAUAAUACCGGUGCUAAUCAUGUUAUGCCAUCACGAUAUCAGUCACGAAACAUCAUAUUUGACUCAAAGAAUGCCAACUUUGAAGGGGUUAACUCUGGGCUGAGCGCCGACUGUUCCCAGGAUUACCGCAAACUGAAGCGCUCGUCCUCGUCGUCCAAUUACGAGUCGGAUCUGAAAAACAAAACCAAAUCUGAUAUGAUUUCCAUCGAUAAACACUAUAAAAUCAAAUCAAUCGAGAGAUUGAACCGCGAGCUGAGCGCCGAGACUAAUAAUAACCACAACAAUAACUAUAAUAAUUAUUAUAAUCAUAAUAACAGGGACUUCGUUAAAGUGAAUGACAAUCCAAAGGUUAGGAAUAAGAGCGCCGGCAGUCCGGCCCUUCCGCCAGCCUUUGAUGACAACUUCAUUUUGAGGAGAAGUACACCGACUGCUGGUCUCAAAGACCAACAAAAAUCCAGUUACUUCUUCGGCAAACAGAGCCAACCAAACGAGAAAAACAAUAAAAAUAAAUCGUUGGACACAAAGCGUGCGAUACAUCCGUGGAGUGAUGAGACACACAACGGCACCGGCAAUGGUGUCAAUGGUGUCCACACCAACGGCUCCCGAACCCAUCACUUGACCAAUGAUGACAUGAUUAGACCCGCGAAGCCGUACAAUAGCCGACAACAAGUGCACACCUCAUCCACUCCCCCACCGGCGCCUCCUAUUCUCAAUUUCGACUACGAGUUCGACAUCUCGAGUGCCAAUAAUACCAAAUCUAUUCGCACUAAUGUUAGCGAUAGUGCCAACUAUUCCGAUGAGGACGAGGAGGAAGAGAUUAAGGUUAUAAUUCGUCCGCAAUUACCGCCACUAAAGAGGGAACAGUUGUCUGAAUCACGUCGUGAGCGGAUCCUACUAUCGGAAGACUUAUUCAAUUUGAGGCCAAUCGCCAAA
Molecule: messenger RNA, 1887 nt
Organism: Oppiella nova
Lineage: Eukaryota; Metazoa; Arthropoda; Arachnida; Sarcoptiformes; Oppiidae
Source: the annotation of a GenBank genome assembly